This is a messenger RNA of Cajanus cajan (pigeon pea), 2098 nucleotides long. It is a transcript of the gene MOT1, whose product is annotated as molybdate transporter 1. Gene Ontology annotation, molecular function: molybdate ion transmembrane transporter activity. NCBI's taxonomy places the organism in Eukaryota, Viridiplantae, Streptophyta, Magnoliopsida, Fabales, Fabaceae. Gene Ontology annotation, biological process: molybdate ion transport. The record is from RefSeq and is a predicted model, not a curated record.
UGUAGAAUCUAUUUUCCUUUCAACAACAUUCCCAUGUCACAUUUAGAAUUAGUAACACUAUGCUUUAAACCCUAAUUAUAUAUAUACCACUCUACCAUACAAUAGUUACAUGAUUCCCGUAUAUUAGUCAGAAUAGAACACUUAAGAUUUAUGGUCUCCAUCACAUGUUUAUGCUCUCAACCAUAAACCCUAAUUAUACCCUACCAUGCAAUAAUUACUUUUUCCCCAAUUUCAGAUCCACUUAAACCCUAUGUCAUCCUCUCCUUAUUGCUGCACCAUUGAAUCACAGUGCACAAAGAUAUUCAUUUAAAAUGUAAAGAUGCUCCCUACAGUGAGUUUACUACCCUAUAAAUGCAGAAUUCAAUUUCCUCAUUGUCACCAUCAUAUAUUGUUUACGUUAACUAACUAAGAUACUCUCCCACUUCAUCCAUUCCAAUUGAUUCCAUGGCACCACCCCCUCCCACUUCAGAGCCAAAUUCCUCCACCGUGCAGAAAGUGAAAAGCAACUUGGUGUUACGUUCAAAAUGGGCCGAACUCAACGGCGCCAUGGGUGACCUAGGCACAUACAUACCCAUAGUUUUGUCCCUAACCCUAGCCAAGAACCUAAACCUCGGCACCACAUUGAUCUUCACCGGCAUGUACAACAUCAUCACCGGUGCCAUCUACGGCGUCCCCAUGCCCGUCCAGCCCAUGAAGUCCAUCGCCGCCGUCGCCCUCGCCGACCCCUCCUUCUCCGUGCCGGAGAUCAUGGCCUCCGGCAUCCUCACCGGAGCAACCUUGCUCGUGCUCGGCGUCACGGGCCUCAUGCAGCUCGUUUACAAGCUCAUUCCCCAAUGCGUUGUGAGGGGGAUUCAGCUUGCACAAGGCUUGUCCUUCGCGUUAACCGCGGUUAAGUACGUGAGGAAAGUGCAGGAUUUGCCUAAGUCCAAGUCAUUGGACCAACGGCACUGGCUUGGGUUUGAUGGAUUGGUUCUUGCCAUAGUAUGUGUUUGCUUUAUUGUUAUAAUAAAUGGUGCUGGCGAUGACCAGCACCAUGAUGACGAACAAGAAUCAAUCCAUCAAACCCAAGUCCAAAGUAGAGUGAGAAGAGCGAAAAGAGUUAUUUUUGCUCUUCCUUCUGCUUUCUUGGUGUUUGUGUUGGGUGUGGUUUUGGCUUUUGUAAGAAGGCCUAGAGUGGUUCAUGAGAUUAAAUUUGGACCCUCUUCUAUAGAGGUGGUGAAAAUGUCUAGACAUGCAUGGAAGCAAGGUUUCAUAAAGGGCACAAUUCCUCAGCUUCCAUUGUCCCUUUUGAACUCAGUGAUAGCCGUUUGCAAGCUCUCAUCAGAUUUGUUCCCGGGGAAGGAUUUUUCAGUGACAUCACUCUCAGUGACUGUGGGGUUGAUGAACCUUGUGGGAGGGUGGUUUGGGGCCAUGCCAUGUUGCCAUGGGGCUGGUGGGCUUGCAGGGCAAUACAAAUUUGGAGGGAGGAGUGGGGGGUGUGUGGCACUUCUUGGUGCUGCUAAAUUGGUUUUAGGGUUUGUGUUGGGAAGUUCUUUGGCUCACUUUUUCAACCAGUUUCCGGUGGGGAUAUUAGGAGUGUUGCUGUUGUUUGCUGGGAUUGAACUAGCCAUGGCUUCUAGGGACAUGAAUACUAAGGAAGAUUCCUUUGUGAUGCUUGUUUGUACUGCGGUUUCGUUGGUGGGGUCCAGUGCUGCUCUUGGCUUUUUGUGUGGAAUGAUUAUUUUCGUGCUUCUUAGGCUCAGGGAUUGGAUCAAUGGCAAACCGAUUAAUGCAAUUUGGAAGCAUGAAGGCCCUGAUGAACAAGUUUGAAUGAAGGAAGAAUUAAUUAAGAGAAUAUAUAUAUGUAUACCCACCAUGGCAUAUCCAAUGUUAUUGCUUGCUUAUUGUAAUGGCUUUUUAGUGUCUUCUAUAGUGUAAUGACUUGCAAUAAUUGUCUCGCAUGCAAGUUUCUUUUUGUUGUCAAUUCUCUUCUGGGAUUUGAUUGUGAAAUGGAGCUUCACCCUUGUCUUGUAUUUCUAAAAGUUAUGUAAGCAUGUAUAUAUGAAUUUAUAUAUAUUUAGCAUGAACUUCAAUUUUUGCUGCCUGCUGCAUAUGGUAA